Molecule: messenger RNA, 612 nt
Organism: Malus domestica (apple)
Lineage: Eukaryota; Viridiplantae; Streptophyta; Magnoliopsida; Rosales; Rosaceae
Product: 7-deoxyloganetic acid glucosyltransferase-like
Molecular function (GO): quercetin 3-O-glucosyltransferase activity; quercetin 7-O-glucosyltransferase activity
Source: RefSeq, a predicted model, not a curated record
AUGGCUAUGCCAAUCCUCAGCGCUUGUGGCUUCUGGUCUACUUCAUGCAUCCUCGACCUCAUUCAACAAGGCCAGCUUCACUUUGGAGGUGAAGAUAUGGAUCAGAAGGUUAUUGGGGUUCCGGGGAUGGAAGCUCAUUUGCGACGCAGAGAUUUACCAAGUGUCUGCAGAGUGCCACAAUUAUACGACCACCCGAUUUUCAAAUUCUUCGUGGAAGAGACCCAAUCCAUUACUCGAGUAUCUGCUCUCAUAAACACCUUUGACGACCUAGAACCCUCUAUACUCUCCCACAUCGCCACGAUCGGACCUCUCCACGCUCUCCUCAAAUCUCGUGUCGAGGUCGACCUAUCAUCUUUGGCUGCCACUUUGUGCCAAGAAGAUCGUCGUUGCAUGGAGUGGCUCGACUCCCGAUGGCCGAGAUCGGUUAUUUUUGCCAGCUUCAGCAGCAUGGUGAAGCUAACACAUGAACAAUUGUUAGAAUUUUGGCAUGGUUUGGUCAACAGUGGCAAGCAAUUUCUGUGGGCGGUGCGAUCAGAUAUGCUUCAUGGUGUGAGCGAGAGCUUGUUAUUCCAACAGAGCUUGAGGCAGCUACAAAAGAAAGAGGGUUCAUAG